Messenger RNA from Athene cunicularia (burrowing owl), 1927 nucleotides. RefSeq names its product probable G-protein coupled receptor 83. Gene Ontology annotation, molecular function: neuropeptide Y receptor activity. Bases 448 to 1686 code for a protein of 412 amino acids. The transcript is spliced from 4 exons. Gene Ontology annotation, cellular component: membrane. NCBI's taxonomy places the organism in Eukaryota, Metazoa, Chordata, Aves, Strigiformes, Strigidae. Gene Ontology annotation, biological process: neuropeptide signaling pathway. The record is from RefSeq and is a predicted model, not a curated record.
AACCAAGUGUUCUGAAGUAGAGGCUGAAAGCACCAACCGUGUAGCCUUCUGUGGAACUUGGAGGAAAAAUGGACUUGGGUGAGAACAAAGAAGAAAAAGCUGACAUGGGAUUAAACCGACUUGAACCCCCAGCUGAGGUUUUCCUACAUUUGCUACACGCAACAGCUGGUGUUUCCUCCCCACCCGCCUGUGGAGCUAUUGCUCUUCUUGGUGUAUGCAGGGGUUGAGGGCGUGUGGUCCCAAACCAGCCCCUUUCCCACUGAAACCGCUCCCCAGUGCUGCCCCUGCCCGGGGAACCCACCGCACUUUGGAGGCUCCCUCCAGCUUCCCGUUUUGAGGUGGGUUUAAUGGCAGCUGCAUCUUCACCAGCUUCCUGGAGAGCUGAGCAGAUGGAUCAUUUGCUUUGUCAGCUGGAGCUGUGACCCCUGCGGCCUCGAGCCACCCACCAUGUCCCACUCACCGCUUCAGUCACACAGGUCACAGAUGGUGGGGUUUCGUCAGGACUUUGACCAUUACUCUUCCUUGGCCAAGCUCAUGUCGAUCUACCAGGCAACCAACAGGACCACCUUCAACUGGACAGACAGCCGCAUUGUUGAGUGGGAGAAAUUUGCUGAGCUGGCUAAAUAUGAGCCAGAAUCCCAGAAACCAACAGUGAAAGCUCUUCUAAUUGUGGCGUACUCAGUCAUCAUCAUCAUGUCUCUCUUCGGGAACAUGCUGGUGUGCCACGUGGUGCUGAAGAACAAGAGGAUGCACUCAGCCACCAGCCUUUUCAUCGUCAACCUGGCAGUGUCUGACAUUAUGAUCACACUGCUCAACACGCCUUUCACCCUGGUUCGGUUUGUGAACAGCACGUGGAUCUUUGGCAAGGCCAUGUGCCACAUCAGCCGCUUUGUGCAGUACUGCUCCCUCCACGUCUCCACGCUGACCCUGACGGCCAUCGCCCUGGACAGGCACCAGGUCAUCCUGAACCCUCUGAAGCAGAGGUUGUCGCUGACGAAGGGAGCGCUGAGCAUCUCUGUGAUCUGGCUGAUGGCCACCUGUUUCUCCCUACCCCACGCCAUCUAUCAAAAGCUUUUCCAGUAUCACUACAGGGAAGCCACUGUCCGGAGUUUGUGCCUCCCUGAUUUUCCUGAGCCCGCAGAGCUGGUCUGGAAGUAUCUGGACCUCUCUACCUUCCUCCUUCUUUACCUCCUGCCUCUGCUGAUCAUCACUGUCACCUACACGCGCCUGGCCAAGAAGCUGUGGCUCCGCAAUGCCAUUGGGGACAUCACCACGCAGCAGUACAUCACCCACCACAGGAACAAGAAGAAGAGCAUCAAGAUGCUGAUGCUGGUGGUGGUGGUCUUUGCUGUCUGCUGGUUCCCCCUCAACUGCUACGUGGUGCUCAUCUCCAGCCUGGGCAUCAAGACGAAGAACUCCCUCUACUUCGCCCUGCACUGGUUUGCCAUGAGCAGCACCUGCUACAACCCUUUCAUCUACUGCUGGCUGAACGAGAGCUUCAGAUCCGAGCUGAAGUCCCUGCUCUGUAUGUGCCACAAGGUGCCUGGGGCUCAGGACAACGCGCUGCUGCCCGCGGCUGCGUCCUGCCGCGAGGCGUGGAUGGAGCAGCCCAGGUACAGGAAGGGACCUGCCUCGCAGACCCUUUGCUCCACCAUGAACACCCAGACGGCCAACACCGACCUGUGAGCCCAAGGGCCGAGGUGAGCUCGCUGGAUCCAGUGGGUACCAAAGGGCACCCCCCAGCUUCUCCUUGGGAACCCACGUUGCUGCUCUGGCAUCUUUAUACUGACUUGGGACUUGUAGGACGGUGGCAGCCCCUUUACUCUGUGCAGUGGGAGCGGAGGCGCGCAAGGACCCUCCCUGCGAGCCCGCAGCUGCAGCAGGUCCAGGGAACAGGCGUCUGUGUGGGGGACACGGAGCUCCAGGG